AUGUGUUGCCGACUGCUCACUUCUUUUCUCUAUUUCUUUCUUUUUCUUCAUUUGGUUUACUCGUCGAUCGAUUUCGAAACCGAAGAAAAUCGAUAUGGAUUGUCGAUUCCAAAAGAUGCGAAACAUCGACCGGAAGUUUUGAAUCGAGUGGAUGAGUUGAGGGAUCAGGGAUCAUUGCUUUUCGGUGAUGUGCCAGAGAAUCGGUGUUUCUGCAGUUACGGGCACGAGGCGGGGGUUUGCGAUCGAAACGAAACGUGCAUCAAGCACCCAUUGGCCGCCUGUUAUCACGCGAUCGAAUUGACUUACAACGCUUCAAUGAAAUCGAUGGUCACCUGGCAUAAAUAUGGAUGUGCACCGUUGGAGAAAGGAAGCGACGCCUCACAUCUUACGUGUCAUAAUGCUGCCCACUAUCGCGCUAAAGAUUUCGAAGACGAGGAAUACGAUUUCAAUGAAAUAACCCUUUCAUCAUUUUCCAAAUUCUUCUUUCUCAAAGCUUUCUUCAUAUUUUUUGCAAUGAGUUUAUUGAUUUUCAUUUUUAUUUAUAUCACUCGUUUGUGGGGAUUCAAAAAAAAAAAAGAAAAAUCAAAGGAGGAUUUAAUGGAGAAACAACCGAUGCUUGGGAUCGAUGAUUCGGGAAGCGGUUCCGGGUCUGGGAUGUGCUCGUUAAACGAAAGAACUGUUGCACAAGAUUUGAAGAUUAUUAAGGUGAUCGAUCAGGGACGAUAUGGAAAAGUUCGAACAGCCGAGUAUAGAGGAAGUCUUGUUGCUGUGAAAACUUUCAACACAACUGAGGAGGAUUCGUGGAAGAAUGAGAGAGAUGUCUAUCAGACACAAAUGUUGAAUCAUGAAUGCAUUCUACAAUUUGUCGCCGCUGACAUCAACAGUGAAGACUCGAUUACGCAGAUGCUUUUGAUUACGGAUUAUCACGAGCUUGGCUCACUUUACGACUAUUUAAGACGGGAAAACGAUUUGGAUUUGAGAGAGGCGAUUGAAUUGGCAUAUAGUUCAAUCUCCGGUAUCGAUCAUCUUCAUAACUCAGUUUUGGGGACAGGAAGUCGUCGAAAGCCGGAGAUAGCUCACAGAGAUUUAAAGAGCAAGAAUAUUAUUGUGAAACGUCCUGGUUUCUGCUGUAUCGCUGAUUUUGGAUUAGCCGUUCGACUUGAAAACAACAAAAUUAUGCCAGAAAAAGUGAACAUUCAAGUUGGCACGAAGAGAUAUAUGGCACCAGAGCUGCUUUCGAAAGAACUCAACAUAAAUGUUUUCGAGGAGUUCAAACGCGCCGACAUCUAUUCGUUCGCGUUGGUGAUGUGGGAGAUCGCGAGAAGUUGUCCCCAUCCGUGUGGUCGAUCUUCUGAGGCACCAAAAGAUGCAAGCCUUUCAGCAGAUUCGGGUCUUGGUGCUUCAGCAAGCAACUCGUCUUCUCUCUCAAAACUUUACGAGUGUCCGUUUGAGGGAAUGGUCAAAUCGGAUCCAUCUCUCGAAGAAAUGAAAGUGAUUGUUUGUGACAUGAACUAUCGACCUGAGAUCCCCGCAUUUUGGAGGAAUCCUAUUGAGGAACCCGAGCUCAAUCGUUAUUCCCAAUUGAUAAUCGAUUGUUGGAACGGGCAUCCACAUCGACGGCAUACAGCAUUGAAAGUGAAAAAAGUGUUGAGCGGGAUUCUCGGGAAUCUUUAUACGAGUCAAGGCACAAAUCUCAAUAAAGGUUUCAUCCCAUGCAAGAAAGAAUCCGACAGUGGAAUUGGGAGUAAUGGAUCGUCAAAAGAACGUCCGAUUUUACCAGUGUCAUUCAUUCAACAAGUU
This is a messenger RNA of Mesorhabditis belari, 1800 nucleotides long. The record is from the annotation of a GenBank genome assembly. NCBI's taxonomy places the organism in Eukaryota, Metazoa, Nematoda, Chromadorea, Rhabditida, Rhabditidae.